AUGAUGCUUCAAGCUAUAAUCACCUCGGCUGUCCUUGUGAUGGGCGCCUUGGCUAAGCCAGCAGCUUUCAGGGACAGCUCCCUGCCUCAUCCGCUGAAGAGGACGUUUGACCGCCGCAAUGAUUUCAGCAGCGGCGGUACAUUCUCAGUGGACCUCGUGCGCAACAAUGCGUACAAAAACAGCGGACCGAUCGAGUACGCGAAAGCAUAUGCCAAGUAUGGCAAGAGCUUCGCAGAGCAAAUGCAGUCCAAGUUCCAGCUUCCGGCCGGCUCUGUGGCUGCCAUCAACCAGAGCUACGAUCGUGAGUACCUAAGCCCCGUGUAUCUAGGAACUCCAGGGCAGCUGUGCUGGCUGGACCUCGACACCGGCUCGGCCGACCUGUGGCUCUUCAGCUCCGACACGCCCUCUUUUUACCUUGAUGGCCAGCAAAUAUAUCACCCAGAGAAGUCUCACACGGCCAUUCCGGUGGAAAAUGUGACAUGGGCCAUCACUUACGGCGACGGGAGCUACGCCGGGGGCGCCGUCUACCGUGACACCGUUUCGUUGGGUAACAUCACGCUGCUUAACGCUACCGUCGAGUCGGCCACGGCGGUAUCCCGCAGCCUGACCACAGACGCUGUCAUGUCCGGUAUCCUCGGGCUCUCUCUGAAUCACUCUAGCACCACGUACCCGCACCAGCCGACCUUGCUACAGGCGCUUGCUCCGCCUGUCUUGGACCGCUACGUGUUCGCGGCCGACCUCCGCUACAAGGCGCCUGGCUCGUACCAUUUUGGCUACAUCAACGAGAGCGCUUACACCGGCACAAUAGCCUGGAACGACGUACUGCAGCGGUCAACAUUCUGGGAGUUCUAUGUGCAGUCGGUUCACUUUGGUGGCGACAAGGUGUGGCGUCUGCACAACUGGCCGAUGGUGGCGGACACCGGGACGUCGUUGCUGCUGCUGCCGUCAGAUGUGACGGCUCUGUACUGGUCGCUUGUGCCGGGCGCGUACCAGAGUGACUCAUUCUUUGGAUGGGUGUUUCCGUGCAACGCGACACUGCCCAGCUUUGAUUUUGGUUUUAGCAGUGGAUGGAACGCGUCCAUUCCGGGACACUACUUCAACUUUGAGAAUGUCAGCACGACAGAGUGUUACGGCGGAAUCCAGGAUAGUAUGGAGACGUUUGGGAUCCUGGGCGAUGCCUUCCUCAAAGCCCUCUAUGUCGUUUUUGAUGUGAGCGGGUCUAGAGUUGGGCUGGCUACGAAAACCCUGCUUGCCUAG
This is a messenger RNA of Grosmannia clavigera kw1407, 1257 nucleotides long. RefSeq names its product aspartic proteinase. The coding region runs from base 1 to 1257 and encodes 418 amino acids. NCBI's taxonomy places the organism in Eukaryota, Fungi, Ascomycota, Sordariomycetes, Ophiostomatales, Ophiostomataceae. Gene Ontology annotation, biological process: proteolysis. The transcript has a single exon. The record is from RefSeq and is a predicted model, not a curated record. Gene Ontology annotation, molecular function: aspartic-type endopeptidase activity.